This is a messenger RNA of Pieris napi, 4099 nucleotides long. It is a transcript of the gene Evi5, whose product is annotated as ecotropic viral integration site 5 ortholog. The record is from RefSeq and is a predicted model, not a curated record. Bases 864 to 3437 code for a protein of 857 amino acids. Lineage: Eukaryota; Metazoa; Arthropoda; Insecta; Lepidoptera; Pieridae. The transcript has 16 exons.
CUUGAAUUCUCUGAAUUCCUUGUAUAGUUGACGGAAAUCUUUAAUGUUUUUGUUAAAAUUCUCAUUCACGAUUUUGAAAUCUUUGUUCGGAACCAACAUGAAUAAUGAUAUUUUGAUUUUUAUUGAGUUGCAUAAACAAAAUUUGUGCGUUCGAUUAUUCUGAUUACUUGGCGUAUUUUCAUCUCAUAAUAUUAUUUAUCGGAUCAUUCACACUACUAAACCAAUCUAGAGAAUGUAUCGCCUCUAAUAUUUCUCUUUCUUCUAGCAACUAUCGCAAGUUGCAACGUUUUAACGCGUUCUUGGAGCAAAGGUUAUGCGAUUCGAGUCGACUUCCCCUUAAGGCUGAAGCAGUAUGAGUAGCAAAAGCCUCGAUACAGUGUUUUAGUCUAGCGGGACACGUGUGAAUAUAGUCCAUUAAAUAGUUACGGCCUUCACGCUCAGUACGCGGUCAGCCGGUGGAUAACUUUCACAUACAGACUGUAUAUGUUGUGUUGUUUACGCACAUAAUAGCCACGUCUUUAUUGUGUGUGUGUGUGUGGGCCUCGGUGACUAAUUACGAUGGACGAUAAAGAUCUUUGAUUUACAUUAAUUGAGUGAUGCGAGUAUUUAAUGAAAUUUACGGUAUACGGUAAUUAGGAACCGGUUGGCUCUUUCAGGCAUAGUAGCUAACCAUAGAAGCAAAAUAGUUUCAAAACAUUCAAGUUGUUUUAUACUUAAUAGAAUUAUAAAAGUAUAUUUAUGAAAAUUGUCUGAAAUAUUUUAAUUUGACGUCAGAGAAAACCGUGGUUUAUUAAACGUGGUUAACCAAUGAACGGUCCCUUCGCCGUACUGUAGAGACGCAGCCAAGACAAAGUGGAUGAAUAAUGAAAUUGGCUGUGGAUCACACUUCUCCAUCGACUAAGCCGCCAAUUACCGAAACGGAAGAGGUUAAAGAUAGCCCGAUCCCAUCACCUGACUUUUCAGUCAUUCGCGUACAUGGGAGUGCUUCGCCUCCACCCAUAGAUUCGGAAUACUCUGAGAUCUCGACUGAAAAUAAAGUUACGCCUAAACCAGUGGUCGCCGAAAAGGGAGAGGGACUGCCGACGCCCGACCGGGCUUUACUCGCCAAACUGGAGGAGGCCAACAGAAAGAUCGAGGCGGACUCAAAGUGCCCCUCGCUCAACGCAGCCAGCAGAAAAAACUCUGAAACAUCACUCGCAUCAGCAACGUCGAGUCAGGAAGAUACGCGAGUGGCAGGUAGCAGCGAAGAAGAGAUAUGGAUUCUCUGGGGCAGGAUUGUCAGUAAUUGGGAGACCGAGUGGCGAAGACGCAACCAGUUUGUGAGAGAUCUGGUUAGAAGAGGUGUUCCACAUCACUUCCGAGGCAUCGUGUGGCAGCUAUUGGCCGGGGUUGAAUGCUCUCCGGAAAAGAAGCAGUAUGCCUCGUAUAUUAAGGCGAAGUCAGCGUGUGAAAAGGUGAUUAGGCGCGACAUCGCGCGCACUUAUCCGGAACAUGACUUCUUCAAGGAAAAAGAUGGCUUGGGCCAAGAGGCUCUCUUCAAUGUGAUGAAGGCGUAUUCCCUCCAUGACAGGGAAGUGGGAUAUUGCCAAGGCUCAGGAUUCAUAGUUGGACUUCUAUUGAUGCAGAUGCCGGAGGAAGAGGCGUUUGCGGUUCUCGUGAAGAUUAUGCAGCAGCACAAAAUGCGAGACAUGUUCAAGCCAAGUAUGGCGGAACUAGGACUCUGCAUGUACCAAUUGGAAAACUUGUUGCAGGAAAUCUUACCUGAUUUACACGUUCACUUUCAGUCACAGAGUUUCAGCACAUCGAUAUACGCCAGUAGCUGGUUCCUCACUCUUUUCACGACCAACCUGUCUCUGCCUUUGGCCUGUCGCAUCAUGGACGUCUUCCUCUCCGAAGGGAUAGAGGUGGUGUUUAAGGUAGCACUGGCGCUUCUCACGCUCGGAAAGGAACAUCUUCUGUCCUUGGACAUGGAAAACCUUCUCAAGUAUAUUCAAAAAGAAUUGCCGGCGAAAGCCGACGCAGACCACGACGCAUUUAUGGAAUUAGCGUACUCCAUAAAAGUGAACCCGAAAAAGAUGAAAAAGCUCGAAAAGGAGUACACCGUGAUAAAAACAAAAGAACAGAGCGACAUUGCUGUUUUGAGAUGCCUGCGUGAAGAGAACCGUAUCUUGAAGAAGCGCAUGCAAUUCCUAGAACAGGAGUGUUCGGAGUUGGCGGCUCGCUUAGUUCGGGGCCAAGUGGACCGAGCUCACGGAGAGGAAGAGACCUUCGCGCUAGAGAGGGAGCUGCACGCCCUGCGUUGUGCCAACCUCGACGCUCAGCAGGCGUUGGCCGACGCUCACGAAGAGAUACGCUCCUUAGAAGUCACUCUGGCGGAGUGCAACUCCCGCCAAUCGUCCCUGGAGGGCGGGGAGGGGAGCGAGGGAGGAGAGGGCGGCUCCGGCGACAAAGAAGAACUGGCGCGAUGUCUGCAGCAGGAGCUGGUGAGGGCUAAGCUGCAGCUCGCCGAACGAGAGGCGGCCGAGAGGGAGCUGGCCGCGAGAUUGGCCGACUUGGAGAACGACAACAAGCUGCUGCGGAAGCAGACCGUCGACAACAACGUCGCGCAUCUGCAGGACGAACUGAUAGCGGUGAAAUUGCGGGAGGCGGAAGCCAAUCUCUCCCUGAAGGAAUUGCGGCAGCGCGUCACCGAGCUCGCCGACGCGUGGCGGCGACAUCUGCAGGAACACCGGGCCGAGGCGGCGGCGGUGGCUGCUCCUUCGGUAGUGUCGGACCUCAUGGCCACGCCCAAGAAAUUGCUUCGAGCGUGGGAGGGUCGCGCCGCCGACGCCCACAGGGUGGAAGACGAGUUGAUGACUACCCGCAUCCGGGAAGUCGAAGCCCUCACCGAGCUCAAGGAACUGAGGCUUAAGGAAAUGGAGCUGAGCGCUCAGGUGCAGGUGUCGAGUAACCAAUUGCGUCGCCAAGACGAGGAGGCCAGCGCUCUGAGAGAGGCCCUCGAUGCAGCUCUGGCUCGCGAGAGGGCGCUCAUCGCGAGGCAGCGUGAGUUCCAGCACAAGUACGAAGACCUCGCGGGCAAGGCGAAAUACGAAUCGAUGCAGGCGUCGAUCAAGAACAUGGAAGUCUCACAACGGAUCGCCGAGCUGGAGAACGAGCUCUCCGAGUGUAAGAUGAAGACGGAGGUGAUGGCCGCGGAGGGGGAGCUGAGGAACCACAACUCGGACGACUCGGAGCGAGUUCGCGAGCUGCAGGAGCAGGUCGCCGAGUUGCACGCCGAGGUUAUGAGGCUGGAGGCGUGGAAGGCGCGAACCCUCGGGCUCGCGCCCCUCCGCGGCGCCUCGCCUGAGGAGGACCCAGAGGAGGACGACGGACCGAAGCCCGCCCAGCGAAGGAGAUCCUCCGCCUCGAGGCCGCCUUCGGACGUCGAGGACACGUAGCGCGACCGCCUCUCCCGCGGACGGAUUGGGUCUCGACGUACUUAACACGCUCGACGCGUGAAGCGACCCGUGUUGUUCGCUUUGUCACGUGGCAAUAUCGUAUUUAGAAUAGAUGUUAAGUAGGUCAUCGCUGUUAAAUCAUGUUUUUAUACGAAUCAAAUAUUUAUUUAGCGGAGGGAGACGCCUCUCUUCGCCUCUCGCGUCUCCUUUCGAUAGUUUAUUUAACUUUAGCUGUGGUAGUGAUCAGUAGUUCUCUCGCGUGAGUGGCGAGACUAUCAAAUGUCUAGUUAUUAACGAAUGCUAUUAACGAAUUUAACUAUUUUAUACGAAGCGACUGACGGUAUUCCUCGCUUUGAGAGGACGAUCUCUCUCUCAGUAUUUAACCUUAUCUAUAAGACGAGUCAAUUGAUCCUUUUCUCUGUUUUUUAAUUACGUAAUAUUUUCUCGACCGAACUCAAAGCUUCUCUUCCUAUAUAUAUAUCGGUUUCGUAACCGUUCUGACCGCAUUUGUCGUUUGCGAAAAUGUACCUACAUUCCGUUCGGCUCAAAGUUAAGUUAGCGAGCGUUAUAUUUAAGUUUUAACAUUCAAAGAGUCUCCGACACUUGUUAUAUCGAAAUUAUUUAAUUUUAAUUUAAAUUACAUCAAUAAACUUACUAUUUAA